This is a messenger RNA of Oryza brachyantha (malo sina), 507 nucleotides long. RefSeq lists its product as uncharacterized. Gene Ontology annotation, biological process: regulation of root development; regulation of leaf morphogenesis; nitrate import. The record is from RefSeq and is a predicted model, not a curated record. Gene Ontology annotation, cellular component: extracellular region. The transcript has a single exon. NCBI's taxonomy places the organism in Eukaryota, Viridiplantae, Streptophyta, Magnoliopsida, Poales, Poaceae. The coding region runs from base 1 to 507 and encodes 168 amino acids. Gene Ontology annotation, molecular function: hormone activity.
AUGGCACUUAACAAGAACACCACCAGCACUUACACUUAUGCACUAAUCCUCCAAGCACUCCUGUUCUCUCAGCUUUUGCAGGCUUCUGAGGGCAGACCUUUUCCCGACGACGGCAGCUUCAUCUCUGUCGUGCCGAUCAGGAGAUACCUGUUAUCGCAUGGCAAUGGAGCUGUGCCCAACGGAAUAAUGGUCGAGGGCGCCGUGUCCCCCUCGUCGGAGAUCCACGGCGACAAUGGCCCCAUGGUCGGCGUCGACGGCGUCCGGCCGACGAACCCGGGGCACAGCCCGGGUGUCGGUCACGCCGCCGUCACCAAGAACGGCGCCGCCGACGUCGACGACGUCCGGCCGACGAACCCAGGGCACAGCCCAGGUGUCGGUCACGCCGUCGUCGCCAAGAACGACGCCGGCGACGUCGCCGACGACGUCCGGCCGACGAACCCGGGGCACAGCCCAGGUAUCGGCCAUGCCGUCGUCAACAAGAAUGGCCCAGCUGGGAAGAAGCUCUGA